This is a messenger RNA of Tupaia belangeri chinensis (Chinese tree shrew), 1242 nucleotides long. Its product is annotated as taste receptor type 2 member 42-like. The coding region runs from base 301 to 1242 and encodes 313 amino acids. The transcript has a single exon. Gene Ontology annotation, cellular component: membrane. Gene Ontology annotation, biological process: sensory perception of taste; G protein-coupled receptor signaling pathway. NCBI's taxonomy places the organism in Eukaryota, Metazoa, Chordata, Mammalia, Scandentia, Tupaiidae. The record is from RefSeq and is a predicted model, not a curated record. Gene Ontology annotation, molecular function: bitter taste receptor activity; G protein-coupled receptor activity.
AACUGUUUGCUUAGAAUCUAGUAGUUUUAUCAUCACAUAAAAACGUUUGGGUGAAGACAUGUGACACUGUACUUUUCAGAAGAUUAUUCUGGAUUAAGAUUGGGCUUUAAUGAAAGAAGGAAAAAAGAUUUCUUUAAGUAGAAAUGAACUCUAUCCAACAGCAGGAGGUUCUGAUCAGGAUGGGAAUGGCAAUAAAAGCAAUGAAGAUAAGCAUCGGAAACGGGUGCUGUUCUGCCACAGAUUGAUUAUAAAUUGAUCACCAAGACAAAGAAUAGACAUUUGGAUAUUUAUGCUCUGGAAAUGCUCACCGGAUGGGAUAAGUUCUUUCUGGUUCUGGCAAUAGCAGAAUUCAUCAUUGGAAUGCUGGGGAAUGUGUUCAUUGGAGUGGUAAACUGCUCCCAGUGGGUCAAGAACCAAAAGGUCUCCUUGGCUGACUUCAUCCUCAUCUGCCUGUCUGUCCUCAGAAUCUUUGAGCUCUUGGUGUUACUGUGUGACACAUUCUUAGUUGGAAUGGACCCAUAUUUAUUUGUCAUGUACAAGGUAGCAAAACCUGUUGCUCUCCUUUGGAGAAUAAGUAACCACUUGGCUACCUGGUUUGCCACCUGCCUAAGCAUAGUCUACUUCCUUAAGGUGGCCCGUUUCUCCUACCCUCUUUUCCUCUGGCUGAAGUGGAGAAUGAACACAAUGGUUUUUGUGCUGCUUCUGCUUUCUUUAUUCUUGCUGAUUUUUGAUAUUCUAACACUAGAUAGAAUUUUUGAUGUAUGGAUAAAUAUCUAUAGAACAGAUAAAAGUAAUCUGACUUUCUAUUUAGAUGAAACUAUCACGCUCUAUAUGAAAGACAUGGCCUUUCUUGGCAUAUCCUGUUUUGUCCCCAUUGCUCUGUCUCUGACCUCCUUGCUCCUUCUGUUUCUGUCCUUGGUGAGACACACUAGAAAUCUGAAGCUCCACUCCACUGGCCAUGGAGACUUCAGCACAGAGGCUCAUAAGCGGGCAAUGAAAAUGGUCAUGUCUUUUUUCUUCCUUUUGGUAGUUCAUUAUUUUUCCCUAGAAGUAGGACUGUGGGCAUAUUCUAUAUUUUGGGCCAAAAAGUACACAAAGUUUGUCAUAUUAACAUUCAGUGUCUUUCCCAUGGGCCACUCCUUUAUUCUGAUUCUGGGAAACCACAAUCUGCGACAGACAGCCUUGGUGGUGCUGGGCCGCCUUAAGGGCCACCUGAAAAGAUUCAGUUCUCUAGUUUUGUAG